CUUAGGUUAAGGUAUUGAAAGCGUGGUUCAAACGGCAUAUAUAAACAGACACGAUCGCGAUGGCGAAACGUCUCUCGAGGUUACCGGGGAAUCACGGGGAAACAUACGGGACUUUUGUCUUCGACGAUGAGGGACAUACCUUGGGUAAUGCGCUCGCUUCUGUGAUAAAUGAAUAUCCUGGCGUGAAAAUAUGUGGCCACACCGUGCCGCAUCCUGCAGAGAAGAGGGUGCACUUGAACAUCCAAACAACCGGUGAAAAUGUGAUCCAAGUAUUGAAACGAGGCCUCCAGGAUGUUGAAAGAAUGUGCGAUCACACGAUCGAGACAUUUAAUAAUGCCUACGAAAAACAUAAAGUUACGAAAGAAGAGUCUGUGGAUACUACGUAA
This is a messenger RNA of Trachymyrmex cornetzi, 386 nucleotides long. It is a transcript of the gene l(2)37Cg, whose product is annotated as RNA polymerases I and III subunit AC2 l(2)37Cg. Gene Ontology annotation, molecular function: protein dimerization activity. The transcript is spliced from 3 exons. NCBI's taxonomy places the organism in Eukaryota, Metazoa, Arthropoda, Insecta, Hymenoptera, Formicidae. Gene Ontology annotation, cellular component: RNA polymerase I complex; RNA polymerase III complex. Bases 60 to 386 code for a protein of 108 amino acids. Gene Ontology annotation, biological process: transcription by RNA polymerase III; transcription elongation by RNA polymerase I. The record is from RefSeq and is a predicted model, not a curated record.